Molecule: messenger RNA, 730 nt
Organism: Nicotiana attenuata
Lineage: Eukaryota; Viridiplantae; Streptophyta; Magnoliopsida; Solanales; Solanaceae
Exons: 3
Coding region: 137-544 (135 amino acids)
Source: RefSeq, a predicted model, not a curated record
UGCUGAACGGUCGUCUUUCUGUAUAUAAAAUUCACUCCACUACUUUCUUAAUUCAAUCGCUCUCUCCUCUUUCCAAAUCCACUUUUCAAUUAAAUCUAACCUAAAAUCUCUCUGCUGCUUGUACAAUAGUUCAUCAAUGGAGGGAAAGCAGACUUCAGUUGUACCAGAAACUCCCAUUAAUGAAUCCCUACAGGAAACAGUUCAAUCAAAAUCUCCCAUUAGUGGAGAAGCUACUGUUGCGGUAGAACCAGAAACACCGCCGCUACUAAUUCGACCAACAAUUGUUCUUCAAAAUUCUCCAAUCAAAAGUGAGAAUACCCCUGAUCGCCUUAAGCUCCCUAAGCCAUUCAAAUACCCUGAAAGGUACACAAGUCCAACUGAUCAAAUGAUGUCCCCUGUUUCGAAGAGGCUUUUAAUUGGUAGAAAUAGAAAGGCCAGCACACUAUUGCCAUUGCCACCUUCCAAAAAUCGACCUCAUCAUCCACCUAUGGUUCAAGGUUUACAGCUUCAGGAGUCUGGUCUUUGUCAAAGUUUGAAUUGCUGAUAUUGGAAUAUUCAUUCUUUUGACUCCCAUCAAUAUUAUUGUAGCUUCUAGUUGGGGCUUAUGUAUUCCUCUCAUUUUCUCAGUCUUCAAAUGCAAAAGGCUACACUGUAGUUUCUACGUUAUAAUAUAAUAUUCACCAGACGUGAUCUACUAAGUCUUCUAAUGAAAAGAAUAUGCUUGUUUUCC